Molecule: messenger RNA, 1374 nt
Organism: Stereum hirsutum FP-91666 SS1
Lineage: Eukaryota; Fungi; Basidiomycota; Agaricomycetes; Russulales; Stereaceae
Exons: 7
Coding region: 1-1374 (457 amino acids)
Biological process (GO): translation
Cellular component (GO): ribosome
Molecular function (GO): structural constituent of ribosome; RNA binding
Source: RefSeq, a predicted model, not a curated record
AUGGCCGACGACGCUGAAUCCACGCCUGCACCAGACAAUGUCGUCGAUCCAUCCAUCGAUGACAGCGAGGAGGCAGAGUCUAAGGAGAUCAUGCUUAUGAAACAACGGGUAGAAGAAAUGGAGAGAGAGGCCAUGAAAUUGCGCGAGUUGCAGGCCGCUGCUGAGAGCGCGGACGGGAGUUCCGGACGGGAAGGAAGUGCUGGCGCCCCCAUGGAAGGGGACGACGACAAGGCUCAGGCCGAUAGUCGCAGUAUAUAUGUCGGAAAUGUCGACUAUGCAGCCACGCCGGAAGACAUCCAGGCCCACUUUCAAGCAGCUGGUACUAUCAAUCGGGUGACUAUCCUCUGUGAUAAGUUCACCGGCCAUCCAAAAGGGUAUGCGUACGUUGAGUUCGCUGAGCCCGAACAUGUUGAUGCUGCACUCGCGCUCGAUAACUCCCUCUUCCAUGGACGGUUAAUCAAGGGUUCAACAGGGGGCGAGGACGGGGAGGUUAUCGCGGUGGGCAGAGAGGUGGCUACCGAGGAUACAGCCCGUACAGAGGCUCUCGGGGUCGGGGACGAGGACGUGGUUUUUAGUGGUAAAAAUACGGACUGUGGCCUCUAUGUAUUCUUCGCGUUCCUUGCCAGACAAACUUCGCACCGCGUAUCUUGUUACCUCGCUCCUAUCCUGAAGAGCCGACCGUAUAAUCAACGAGACCGUGUUCGCGGUGCAGAAUUGGGUUCAAAUUAUUGGCAAACUUACUCCGGCUGGUGCCGCGUCGAAGUCGCGAAGUCGACUUUGACGAGACGCGUCGAGCACUUGUACUUGGCCACCACCACUACCACCAUGUUCAAGUUUUCUUCCUUGCCUCGUCAACUACAGCGGACAUGUCGCUCAUUAUCCACCGCCGUAUCCUACCCAUAUUCUUCGUCUGCUAUCAUCCCACCACCGCCCACCAUGGCGCCCACUGAAGGCCUCCGGAAGGGCAAGGGCCUUAUGGCUUACUUGCAAAAAACACUCCCAACAGCAGAGAAACAAACGCUCAUCUCUACCUACUUCUCCAAGACGCAUCCAAACCGACUACGGCCAGGGAUGAUCCUCACCGUCACGCUCGCGCACGCCCCGACGACGUUCUCCGGCGUCCUCAUCUCCAUGCGCCGACGUGGACCGGAUACGUCUUUCGUUUUGCGGAACGUGGUGCAGAGGACGGGAGUGGAGAUGCAGUUCUUUGUGAACUCGCCACAUUUGAAGGAUAUCAAGGUGUUGAGGGCGAAUGAGAAGAAGGCGGCAGCAGAGGGACAGAAGAAGGUGAAGGGACCGCGGUUGAACAAGUUGUUCUACUUGAGGGACUCGCCAGACAAGAUGUCGGCGCUGUCGGCGGGGGUCAAGGUAUAG